Messenger RNA from Zingiber officinale, 989 nucleotides. RefSeq lists its product as uncharacterized. The coding region runs from base 707 to 934 and encodes 75 amino acids. The transcript has 5 exons. The record is from RefSeq and is a predicted model, not a curated record. NCBI's taxonomy places the organism in Eukaryota, Viridiplantae, Streptophyta, Magnoliopsida, Zingiberales, Zingiberaceae.
UUGAUAAAUCACGUUUGGUUAAAAUUAUAUUUAAAAUAAAUUUAUUAAUUAAAUUAUUAAUAAUAUUAUUAUUAUUAAUAUGUUGAUCAUAUUUAAAAUAACUAAAUAUAAUUAUUUAUAAAUUUUUGAAAUAUUUAAAAGAAAAUAUUAAAUUAAUGAGAUAAUUCUAAAACCCUAAGUUUAAUAUCCUACCCUCACAUGUUCCCCGCGCGUGCUCGCGGCGCCGUCUCUGGUUUUCUCCACCGCAGCAGCCUCCCCUCUACUUGCAAGAAGCUUCGAGCUGCCGCAAUUGCCGCCGCCGCCUUCCCGUCUUGUCCAAGCCGCGACCAUCAUCGCUCGGCCCCGCCGACGCUGCCUUCCGCCAUGACCACCACCACGUCGCGUUCACUGCUCUCCCCGCCGAGAGUUUCGUCGCCGCUGCUCUCCCUGCCGUAAGCUUCGUCGAUUCCGCUCCAGUUAGUACGCUAGCGCUGCCACUGCGGAUUCCUGUGCUCCGCCAGCGUUGCUCGGUUGUUCUCGGUUCCCCGCCGAUAACAGCCAAAGCCGCCGCUUCCAUUUCCCCACCGCAAACCUCCGGCCGACACCCACUGCUGUCGUCUGAUACACAGAGUGAAGGUUAUUGCAUUGACAGAGGAGCUUCUGACAACUGCAAAGCCAACAGAUUUUCAUCGGCUUGAUUCUGUUGCAUCUCCCAACACUCAUUUUGAUGGGACAUCUCACUCCAAGGCAUCAUCUGAAUAUUCUCAGCCAUAUGGAAGUUUUCCUGUUGGUACUAAAGUCCAAGCAGUUUGGAGCGAAGACGGGGAAUGUUGAAUGUUCAGGUAUGAUGCAACCAUUGAAUCUAUUACUCCUAAUGGAUAUUUUGUCUCCUAUGAAGUCUGGGGAAACACGGAGGAGGUGGAUUUUGCUAAUGUUAGGCCAGUUGAAGAGGUGAAUGCAUUACUAGAAGCUGAAAGGGAAGCUGAAGCUACCAGACAGGCUAUCAAAAG